CCCGGGAGGUUGGGGGAGACACGGAGACAUCGCGGGGAGACACCGCGGGGAGACACGGGGACACCGCAGGGAGACACGGGAGACACGGGGAGACACCGCGGGGAGACACGGGGACACCGCAGGGAGACACGGGAGACACGGGGAGACACCGCGGGGAGACACGGGGAGACAGGGAGACACCGCGGGGAGACACGGGGACACCGCAGGGAGACACGGGAGACACGAGGAGACACCGCGGGGAGACACGGGGAGACAGGGAGACACCGCGGGGAGACACGGGGAGACACGGGGACAUCACAGGGAGACACCACAGGGAGACACGGGGAGACACGGAGACACCGCAGGGAGACACAGGGGGACACCGCAGGGAGACACGGGGUUUGUGGGCUGGGCGUGUUACGGAGCGAGACGGGGAGACGGGUAAUCGUCCACGCCGGAGACGCGGGUUCACUCACGGGACACGGGGUGGAGCAGGAGGUGACUUGGCGCUCCUGGCAUCACCCUAAACUCCUCCUCCUCAUCCUCCUCCACCACCACCUCCACCUGCACCUGCAGGGAUCUCCCACUCGUGAGGAGCUCGCGGGUGGGAGAAGGCAGCCCGCUGAGACGAGGCUGAGGAGGGCUGAGGUUGAGCAAGCUGCAGGAGCCGUGCGACAGGGAGGUGGAGGAGGUUGAGGAGGAGUUGGAGUGAGUUGAGGAGGAGGAGGUAGCGAGGAGGGGGUGCUUGAGGAGGUUGCGAACGCGAAACGUUGAGCGAGCUCAGGAGGAGGUCGCGGGAGAAGGAGGGAGAUUGACGAGGGGAGUGGGGGGGGUUGAGGAGCAGCCCCGGGGGGGUUGUUGAGGAGGGUUGAGACGACGGCAAGAGGCUGAUGUAGCCGAGAAGCUGGAGUCAACGUCUUGAGGCGUUGGAGGUUGAGGAAGCUGGGGGAGGAGAGGCCGACGAGGUUGAGGAGGAGGCUGACGAGGCCGACGAGGUUGAGGAGGAGGCCGACGAGGUUGAGGAGGAGGAGGCCGCCGGGCAUGGAGGGCCGUGCGGGCUGGUGUGGCCGUGCCCGUGGCUGCUGCUCCGCGAGCCCCGAGGCGGCCGAGAGGCGCAUCGUGGAGGCCCUCCUCGCCUGCAGCGGGGGGGCCGCGGGCGACGAGGAGCAGGAGGAGGACGAGGAGGAGGAGGCGGCGGCGAGGGCGAGGGGAGCCUGGGCUGAAGAGGUUCACGGCUGGCGCCGCUCCGCUCCCUACUCCCUGCCGACUCCGAACUCCGCGCGUCGCCGCGGCGCCACCGGCCCGUCCACUGCGCCCGCCCGUGGGUCCGCCGCGACCUUCCGACAUGGCACUCCGGGCCGGCCAGCGGCCGCUCGGCGAGCGGCCCGGGAGAGUGGCGGCCCGGGAGCGGCGCGGGAGACCUGGGACUUGGCCGCAGAGCCGGGGGCCCGGCUCGCGACGCUUCAGCAGACCGCGUGGGGCAGAUGGACGGGGGAUAAGUGGACAACACGGAUGGUCCACAGCGAGGGUUCGUCUCCACGGGGCUGCUACCCUGAUCCCAAUGAGCAGGAUGAGGAGGAGAAGGAUGGUGAGCAGGAUGAGGAGGAGGAGCAUGAGGAGGUGGAGGCACGAGGGGAGGUGGAGGAGCUCUGCUCGGCCGCGUCUCGGCUGCACGUGGCCCCGCGCGCUCUCGUCAGGGACGAGGACUGCGCCACGUCGACCGAUGAGCGGAAUGAGGAUGGGCGAGGUGCGCACCACGGCCCCGUGCCGGAAUCCGGCUCCAAAGCUGGCACAGCCCAUGACAGCGACCAGGGGCCCGACUUGCCACCGUCGUUCAGCCUCUACUCCGUCUUGCCGCCGGUGAGGAGCGAGGCUCGCGGCUCUCUGGCCAAUCCGGCGUCGGGGCUCUCCGACCCAUGGCGGCACCUGGACGCGGACGUGCUCAAGAUUGACAAUUGCCGGCGUGUCGAGUCGGCACCGGCCGGGAGGGGGAGCGGCGGAUUGAACUACGAGCCGCGCGGCCGCCGACGCUGGUGGAGCUCCAGGCAGCCCGCGGCAGGGAGGGCGGCCAGGAGGGCGACGGGAUCGCGCGCUCACGAGCGAGCGGCCAGGGUGCGAUGCGGGGUCGGGACUGCCGGCAGGAGGGGCGGACGAACGGGAAAGGAUGUGGCGCAAAGGUCGGGUUCCGGCGGCGGGAGCGGUGGCGACGGUGGCGACGCGGAGAGCGUGGGGAACGCGCGGCGAGAGGGUUUUGAAACUCGGGAUGAGCACAGGGCCGGGGGGCGCCUGCCGCUAGUGCAGGGAUGCAAGGUCCGUAUCCCCAUGGUACCACACACACUGCUCUUGUGACUAAGACCAACAGAGUGAAAAAACAGCCGCUGUAUCAUCAUCGUCACCGCCACCAUCGUCAUCAUCUCAUCAUAAAAUGCUCCCUGGGACCUGGAUGCGUCUGAGCCAUGGUAUGGAUCCCCACGUGGGACUUUCAACUAAAACCACGGUUGAGAGAUGUUUAUCGGACGGUGUUAAAGUGCACCGAGUGCAAUCGAGGGACACGUGUUUACAGCGAGCCACUGCUCGACGCUUACCGAAAAAAAUACCCGCGGGCACACUCAGCUUACACGCGGGCGGGUGCGACGACCUCACUGCCACGCCGACUCGCCUUUCAUCGCUCCGGACUCAUUAGCGCGUGCGGCUCCAUUGACUGGGGUCAUUAAUCACGGCGGCGAGAGAUCACGGGUCGCGGGAUGUGGGUGUUGGCUUACGGUGGGCGUCGAGGUGAAGGGAGGGGGGGGGCAUUACGAUGUUCGCAGCUUGUAAGACGCAAAACACACCGCUGAGAUGCGUAACGCUACGUGAGGUUCACCCAACUGACCACCGCGGGCCCCCUCCCACUCUCACGCAAAGUUUGUGGUAUUCGUACCACAGCACCAUUGUGUAACCCCCCCCCCCUACCAAGGAAUAUUGGAAUAUUCGCUCCCGCCAGCGGACGUUUGUUGCCUUCAAAGAGGGCCGAGUGUUAAGGUCAGCUUAAGCGAUAUAAGCUGAGAAAAAAAACCCAGCUACAUUGGCGAGGGCACAGUUAGGGCCAGAUCGUAUGAAAAUGUUAAAUGCUACUGAAAAAGUGCUAACUUUAUAGAAAUGCUGUAAAAAACGUGGCCUUAAAAAACAAGGUUUUACUUUGAAAUACACGCGAUUCCUUGUCUACAAAACCAAAUAAGGGGGAUAAAAAUAUUGGGAAGCGGAAAUAAUACUUUGUCCGCAACUUGUAAUGCUGGAUGGUCCUGGAGUGUCGAUGCGGCGGUUCACGCAUUGCACUGAACCCCGCGACCUCGAGUCAAUUCCCAGCCACGGUGGCGAGUGACAUCUGAACAGGUCCUGGGUUUCCUCCUCCUUCACCAACCUGCUCUUUCCAUCGUGGUGAAGUAUGGUCAAAUUACCGCCAUUACCGAGAAGGCGUGGGGAGGCAUUCAGCAAUGGAUUGAAUAGGGCUGUGCAAUGACCUACUCCUUUCUACAGAACACAGAGCGGCAGAGCGAUGGUGCAGUGGUCACACUUGUGUCAAAGCAAUAAGGGCCUGGGUUCGAUUCCCGCCUCGACAGCCUUUCAUUGCGAAGUUCAAUUUAUUUUCCUCCUGUUCUGCGUGGAUUUCCUCCAGGUUCCCCAGUUUCCUCCCAUAGUUUAAAAACAAAACAUCAAAACCCCAUACAAUGCAAUCUUAAUUUUAGAACUUUCGUGACUGCAGUAAAUGAUUAUUUGGUUCUUUCGGUUAAGUCACGUCUAAAGAUAAAAUAAUAAAUUAAAUUAAAUAAUAGCAUACGACGUUUCGAUUGCAACACAAGCAAUCAUCAUCAGGUAUAAUGAAAUAGCGACAUAAAAUCUAACCAGAAAACUAUACAGACAUAUUAGCAGACAGAUAUCACCAAGAUACAUAGAGGGAGCAACACAGGAACCAGAGAGGGGUGAUCAUCUCUGUGGGGUGGCCUUACAAUAUACAAUGCAACCGGUGUUGAUGAAAACUUAAAUGCUGCAAAAUUACCAGACAAUGAUUCAAUCGAGAUGACACGCACACAUCUGGUCGGCGUUGGGUGCUUGCAAGUCGUUGGCGCUAAAGCACCCGGCAGGGGCCGCUUGUCAUUAUUCAUGGCCACGGGCGAUUAAUCUCAACUGCCGGCACUCGGCGACGAUGUGUAAUGUCCCCCCCCCCCCCCCCACCUGUAAGGUGACAUGCGUCUUUAAAAUAUACAGACGCCACGGGAGUGGUCGCGCUGGGGUCGAGCAGAGGA
This is a messenger RNA of Lethenteron reissneri (Far Eastern brook lamprey), 4262 nucleotides long. RefSeq lists its product as uncharacterized. NCBI's taxonomy places the organism in Eukaryota, Metazoa, Chordata, Hyperoartia, Petromyzontiformes, Petromyzontidae. The record is from RefSeq and is a predicted model, not a curated record.